Eruca vesicaria subsp. sativa (arugula) is the source of this 459-nucleotide messenger RNA. Lineage: Eukaryota; Viridiplantae; Streptophyta; Magnoliopsida; Brassicales; Brassicaceae. The record is from the annotation of a GenBank genome assembly.
AUGUCGAUGUCGUCAAACGCAUUACUUACUUCUUGUCUCGUCUUCUUUCUUUUCCUCACAGUUUCCGACCAAAAGCCCACCGCUUACGACGCUGUCAGAAGCUACAAUUUACCACCCGGAAUCCUCCCAAAGGGUGUCCUUGACUACGAGCUUAAUUCCAAAACCGGCGAUUUCAAAGUCUAUUUCAACGACACGUGUGAAUUCCCAAUCCAAUCAUACCAGCUCAAGUACAAAUCAACUAUCUCCGGUGUUAUAUCUACCGGCCAAGUCAAGAACCUGAAAGGAGUUAGCGUUAAGGUGCUUUUGUUCUGGGUUAAUAUUGUUGAGGUAUCUCUUGACGGUGGCGAUCUUGAUUUCUCCGUUGGGAUUGCGUCGGCGAGUUUCCCGGCGGCUGAUUUUGAAGAGAGUCCUCAGUGUGGCUGUGGGUUUGAUUGUAAUGGGCUUUUAUUUUCUUCUUGA